Messenger RNA from Platichthys flesus (European flounder), 4052 nucleotides. RefSeq names its product A kinase (PRKA) anchor protein 17A (gene akap17a). The transcript has 7 exons. Gene Ontology annotation, molecular function: RNA binding. The coding region runs from base 100 to 2157 and encodes 685 amino acids. The record is from RefSeq and is a predicted model, not a curated record. Lineage: Eukaryota; Metazoa; Chordata; Actinopteri; Pleuronectiformes; Pleuronectidae.
GUAGCUGGCUGCCGCGUAGAGGAGACGCGUCGGACCUCGUUGGUCUUUGUUCAACAUUUUAAAGGGUCGUGGUCUCCACAGUGGACCUCCAUCUUCGCCAUGUCUGUUCCCCACCCAUCUGCAACUAUGACGACCAUCGUCCAUGAUACUACAGAGGCGUUUUGCCUCUCUACUGAAUACAACCUGUACCUCAAGCCCAUUGCCAAAAUUACAGUCAGUGUGGCACUGCCCCAGCUUAAGCUUCCAGGCAAGAGCAUCUCCAACUGGGAGGUAAUGGAGAGAGUGAAGGCGAUGGUGGCUCCGGAGCAGUUCUCAGCCCUCCGAAUUUCCAAGAGCACCAUGGACUUCAUCCGCUUUGAGGGAGAGGUGGAGAACAAGACGGUGGUCAAGAGCCUGUUGAGCCGUCUGGAUGUGAAGUGCAUCAAACUCAGUGGAUUUACUGAUGUGCUGAAGGUUCGCGCAGUAGAGAAUAAGGUCGACUUCCCCACACGCCACGACUGGGAUUCAUUUUUCCGCGACGCCAAGGACAUGAAUGAGACGAUGCCGGGAGAGAGACCUGACACCAUCCACCUGGAGGGGCUUCCCUGCCGCUGGUUCAACCAGAAGGACAGUCAGUUUCCCGACCGGCCCUCUGAAGAGGUCCUCAUUUCUGUCUUCGAGACUUUUGGCAAGGUGCGACAUGUUGACAUCCCCAUGCUGGAUCCAUACAGAGAGGAAAUGCUGGACAAGAACUUCAACACAUUCAGCUUUGGGGGUCACCUGAACUUCAUGGCUUACGUUCAGUACCAGGAAUAUUCCGGCUUCACCAAGGCCAUGGACACUCUGCGCGGCAUGAAGCUGAUGCUCAAAGGAGACGAUGGGAAAGCGGUGGCUUGUAACAUCAAGGUGACCUUCGACACCACCAAGCACCUGAGUGAGUUAGCUCUGAAGAGGAGAAACAUGGAGAGGAUGAAGCUGCAGGAGCUGGAGCGGCAGAGAGAGGAGCAGAAACGACGGGAGAAGGAGGAGGAGGAGCAUCGUAAGGAGGAGGAGAGGAAACACAAGGAGCAGGAAGAAGAGGAGAAGGAGAAGAGGAAGGACGAGAGGCUGCGGAAGCGAGAGCAGAAGCUUCAGGAGAAGGAGCAGAAGCGGAACGUGAAGAAGAUGAGGCGUCAGCAGGAGGAGGAGCAGAAGAAGCUGCAGAUGAGGAUUGCGAUGGAGGAGAGGAGGCUCCUGCUGGCUCAGCGCAACCUGGAAUCUAUACGGCUUAUUGCUGAGUUGCUGGCCAAGGCCAAGGCCCUGAAGCAGCAGCAGCAGGAGAAAGAGAGGGCUGAACGCGAAGAGCAGGAAAGGCAGGAGCAGGCUCAGCAGAAGGAGGAAUUAGCCCGACUUCAGAAGCUGGAAGCGUGCAGACGCAAGCAAGAGGAGGAGCUUCGCAGGGUGGAGGUGGAGAAGCAGCGAGCACUGGAGCUCCAGCGUAGAGAGAAGGAGCUAAGGGAGAAACUGCUUUGCAAUAUGUUGAAGAAGAGACCACCAGGCACGCAGGACCAGGACGGCCCUGUACCGACCGAGGAGGUCACUGCUCCUGGCGGCACUGAUGUGACGUUGGGGGCUCUGGAGCGGGUGAACGGAGGAAAGGCAGCUGAGGGCAAAGAGAAACAUGUGUCCAAGUCAAAGGAGCACGGCCAUGUUUUGGGGAAAAACAGAUCAAUGCACGAGAAAAGAGGAGCGCAGGACAAGAAGAAGAAGAGCAAGGAGGGAAAGAAGAAGAAGAAGGAGGAGUUGUCGAGGAGCAGGUAUGGCAGGGAGCAAGCGAGGGACCAGGACCACUCCCACAGAGAGAGGAGUUCCCGCAGCAGGGAGAGGAGGAGCAGGCGCUCCCGCAGCAAUAGCAGGAGGAGGAGGAGCUCCAGUCGUCACAGGAGGAGCUCCAGUCGCCAAAAAAGGAGCUACAGUCACAACGGCAGCAGGAAGCGUAGCCAUAGCGGCAGGAGCACAAGCUCGAGUGGAGACAGGAGCAGGAGCAGUAGUGGGAGGAGUAACAGCAAGGGGAGGAGUCACAGACACCGUCACCGUAGAAACAGCCGAGCCGGUUCAAGGGGCAGCAACACAAGUAACAGCCGAAGAUACAGGAGACACAGCAACAGUAGAGACAGGAGCCACUCCAGACGACGCUAAACUCAGAGGCGUCGUCUGUCUCUUUGAUAUUCUAAGAUAUUUUUGGUCCGUAAGUUAAGCAAUGUGGUUCUGUACCAGAUAAUGAAAGGACAAAUUCGAUAAGUCAAAGAGAAUCAUGUAUGUACACCGUAUACAAUGCGGCGCAGAAAUGCUCGACAACUUGAAAGUAUUUCAGGCCCCAUUGUAUGUGAAAGGCAUGGAAGUUGCAAGUCAGUCUACGUAGCUGCUUUUAUUGUUUUAGUAAUUUUAUUCUCCACAUUUCAUUCGAAAAUUUGAUUUGAUCAGAUAUUCAUACUUUAAACGUCAGGCCAGUUAGUCGCUUCUGAAACACUUUUUAUCUUCUUCACGUCCGAAUAGCCAUCAAACGAUGCAGUUGUCCAAAAAGGGAAAAAGAAGGUGUCCAGGGCCCUCACAGGACAAUUAAACCAAUGAUUUUAUUUGGACCGAAUGAAAUGACAAACCAACCCGCAUGCCUGUGCCAUGACCGCACUCUUCAGCCAGACAGAUGUACACCACUGGAGCGGAGAGUCACAGAAAAGUUUGCUUCUAGCAUUUGUCCGGCAGUUGCAUGUUCAUAUGUUUAUGGGGCAGCGCUUCAAUGAGCAGGUCGAGAUCGGGGGGGGGGGGGUUGGAUUUAUCGGUUGCAUUUGUCUUAGUCAUCAUUUACUAUUUUUUUCCAGGAUAAACGAACCCGAGGUUUAAUGACAAAAAAAAAGCCAGUUUUACUUUUUGGUUUCAUGAGAAUGUUGCACUUUGCAGAUUUUGUCAUUUGUUGUAAAGUACACGAAAACUCAACUCUGAAAAUUUGCUCUGGAUUUAGUGAUCCUCCAUACACACCAAUUAUCUUUUUUUAUCUCCAGUUUUGUGCAUGUAUAACUUAGCUAGAGAGUUUCUUGAAGACAAAAUGAUGUACCUGAUCUGUUCCUCAUGGCUGACACUGGUGUGGAAGACUUACCAGUUAACUGAGGGACACUAUUGAACGGCAGCUUCUCAAUUACAAGCGUGACGGUUCCCCAGGCUGAGAGACUCGCACCUCUGUGAUCGGCUGAUGUCAUUGCGACGCGUUCAGCUGCUUUCGGUGUCCGUAGUGGCGAUGUUGAUAAACACGCAACUACAACCCUGGACGAUAUUCUUUUGAUAAUCACGUCAUUUCAAUUACAAAAGACUGAUCUUUUCAGUUUUCCUUUAAAUUUUGAAAUGUUUGUAAAAGCUUUUUCGAUAUUUACCAUAUUGUGCUCCACCUCCUAUGGCCCUCUGACAUUUUGAGCGUCCACAUUAUUUGUGGGUAAAGCUACAUCCACACUCCUGGGUCCUAGAUUUAAAACACAUCCCUUUGGGGCUGCGUUGUAUCCUCUAAAAGUAGUGAACAGAUGAAUGUCCUUUAUGAGGAGGGAAUUUCAGACACAGCUUUUAAUAUGUAUCUUAAUAAGUAACCUGACUCAGGAAGCAGUGCACUCCCUCUUUCCUUGGUCAAAUAUCUUUAAUGCAAGUGCUGCCAACUACUUUUUCUUUUGUUCAGAAGGUUCAGAACAAAGUUUUUUUUAUUUUCUUUUUUUUAAAGGAAACCAGCCUCUGGGAUUCAGGUCAAACAAGCUCAGUACAAAUGAGAUGUUGGGAGGUAACUCCUGCUCUCAUGCUCACGUUCUAAUACUGGAUACGAUUCUUUAGCUCUAGUCGCUUUACAGACUUUUCUUGAAACUGGAUUUGAGGGCGGGAGAAGUCAGUCUCACUUUUUUCACAUUACAUUACGAGAAGUCAGUCUCACUUUUGAUGACAUUUGUACUUUGACAUAGUGACUUAUGAUAGAAAAUCCCAUUUGUUAUGUGUAUAUGCUCAUGAGCCACUACAGAAUGUCUUGCAUACAUGUGGUUAUAAUAAAGAAUCCAACCUGACAA